Molecule: messenger RNA, 774 nt
Organism: Iphiclides podalirius (scarce swallowtail)
Lineage: Eukaryota; Metazoa; Arthropoda; Insecta; Lepidoptera; Papilionidae
Source: the annotation of a GenBank genome assembly
AUGAGUGAUGAAUACGCUGCUGUAAAGAGAGGCAAAUUGAUUUUCAAGGGUGAUAAACCGAAGGCAAAGAAACGCAAACACAAAAAGAAAGAUAAAAAUAAAGAAUCAAAAGUAGAUGAGGAUUGUGUAAAUCAUGGGGGAUGGUGGCGUGUAAACAAGAUUGAAGAUGUCAGUGGAUCCAUAUGCAUUGAGUUUGGCAAAAAUACUUAUGUAUCAGCACUAGACAAUGGAUUGUUUACACUCGGAGCACCACAUGAUGAGGGUGAUGGGCCUUCACCUGAAGAAAUAUUCACUGCAUUCCCAGCUGGUGACAGCAAAUUUGCAGUGAAAUCUGGUUAUGGCAAAUAUUUAGGAGUUUCCAAAGAUGGGGUGGUAAUUGGUAGAUCUGAUGCCGUGGGACCAAUGGAGCAAUGGGAGCCAGUUUUUCAAGAUGGACGCACAGCAAUACUCAGUUCCCUCAACAAGUUCAUAUCAGUCAACCCUGAUGACGAUUCAGUAGUAGUGAAUUCACUCACUGCUGGUGAACAGGAGUUCUGCAACCUCCGUAGCAACAAGACCAAGGAAAAUAAUAAGGCAGUGAUGCCUGACGAGGAGCAAGCUGAUCUGGCCGAAGUGGAAGUCAAUUAUGUAAAGAAAUUCCAAAAAUUUCAAGACAAGAAACUGCGACUAAAUGAUGGUGGCGUAGUGGAAUUAAAAAGAGCCAAGAUUGAUGGAAACCUGCACGAGACCCUACUGGAUAGGAGGAGCAAAAUGAAAGCCGACAGAUAUUGUAAA